AUGGAUUCUCAGAGCAUUGUGCAAAGAGUCCAGCAACUAAAAGACCGCCUUGGAAACGCACAGGAUCCUAAAAAGAAAUUGACCUGCUGUGUUUAUCUCAAAUUAAAUAGCAUGUCCAUUAUGUUUGCAGUUGUAGCUGUGGAUAUCACCCUUUCAAUGGAAGGCUUUGUCCAGGGAAAACUUUACUCCUGGUUUCAGAAGCUUCCAACUGUGGACUCCACAUCCAGCAGAGCUGAAGAUGCUCUAGCUGGUCCAGAACUCUCUCUAAACUACAACUCAUCCCUCCCUGCAGCAAGGCCCUCUGCUGUCUGUGUCCAUCACAGGCUUGGUGAUUGUCAGGAGGAGAAGAUUUCCAAAGCCCUAAAGAGCUUACAGGAACUUGAUAUCACACUGGAUAUCCUUGUGGAAACUGGAGUUGGAAAGACUGUGAACAGUUUCCGCAAACACACAGAUGUGGGUGACAUUGCUAAGUCUAUUGUACUUCAAUGGAAGAAGUUAGUUCCUGAGGUGAAGGAGCUUGACCAUAUGCCAAAUCCUAGGCAUGAGCAAAAAGAAAUCAUGGAAAAUAAGAAGAUCAUUACAAAGUCCAGACAAGAACAAAAGGAAAUUUUAGAAGACACAAAAAAGAUUUCAAAAUCUAAAGAACAGAACCUGGAUUUGAUAGACAAGAAGCUGGCUUCUAAAUCUAAACAAGGACACAUUGACAUUUUGGAUCAAGUUAACGUGAAUGUAAAGGAAAAGCACUUUAAUAUUGGAAAGGCUUAUGAAUCUCAAAUGGAUAACAAGAAACAAAAAGAGUUCAUUGAAACAAAAGACGGUAAGCUCCAUGACAAAAAAUGUCUGCCCAAAGAAAUGCCAGCACAAAAAUGCCAGCGCAAACAUGAAAAACCUUGUUCUAAUUCCCAGUCAAAAACUGAAAAGUCAAAGUCUGGUCACCAGGAGAAGAAAAAUUCACACUCAUUGAAGUCUGAAAAGAAAUCCAAGUCCUCUACUGAGGAUGAAGACAAAUGUUCUGGGUCAAUCAGACUUAAUAGAAAGGAUGUUGUGCUUGAGAUGGACAAAAAGGUAAAGAAUGAAAAAACAGAGAACGUAUUUUCCAGUGAGGAGUUUGAAGCUCCCACAAUGUCAUUUGAGUCUUAUCUCAAUUAUGACCAAGUUUCAAGCAAAAGGAAAAAGAAAUCCUCCCAUCCAUUAAAUGAACCUCCUAGAAAAAUUGAAAAAGUGUGCAAGCAAUACUGUAAUUUGGAUGUACCCAAAACUCAAAGUCAACAAAAGAAUGAGGAGAAAGUAGAUGAAGUAGAGGUCAAGAAAAGCUGUCUUGAAGAUUUACUUAAUGUUCCACUUCCUAAAAUUCUGACAGAUUAUGCUGUUUUCCCUUCUCCGCCUCAUCCUAACGAAUACAAAGAGAAAAUUACAGAAUUUUUACCUGAUAAAAGUCCUGAAUUAAAUGGAUUUACUGGACGUCGCCUCAAUUCAAAAAUGUUGGUCUACUCUGGUUCAAAAAUAAUGUAUCUCCCAAAAAUGUUAUCGCUUUAUGAGCAAUGUUUACGGAUCCUUCAAAAUAACAUUGAUUCCAUUCAAGAGGUUGGAGGUGUGCCAUUUGAUAUCCUGAAGCCAGUGCUUGAACGCUGUACUCCAGAGCAGCUGAAUCGAAUUGAAGAAUGUAAUCCGGUUUUUAUGGAAGACUCUGGAAACUUGUGGAAGAAGCACUGCGAAAGAGACUUUAAAGGACAUCGGCUUUUAGAGUAUGAGUCUUGGCGGGAAAUGUACUUGCGACUUUAUAAUGAAAGAGAAGAAAAGUUAAGGAAGAUAACGCAAAAUAUCAGUUCUGCACAUUCUGGAAAACCAAGAGGUCGGCAAGUAAAACUGGCUUACAUCCAUGGUGUGGCCAAACCUCCACGGAACAUUCGUCGGCAACAGGAAAUUCAUGGAACCGCAGGGCCCGUUGUACAGCCACAUCCACUAGAAAAAUACAAGAUGCAAAAGCUAGAAAUAAAGGAGGGCAGUGCUUCAACUCAGAACUCAAAUGCUUACUGUAAUACUACUAUGCCUGUGAGUAAUAGCCAAUUUGGUCAAAGUCAAGAUCAAAAGAGAGCUAUAAAGAAAAUUGCUCCAAUGAUGGCAAAAACCAUGAGAGCUUUCAAGAACAGAGUAGGACCAAGAUGAACUUUUCACACUUUCUCAAAUUCAGUAAUUUAAGUUUAAAAGAGAAUGUUUGUUUGUUUUGUUUUUUUGUUCAU
Bufo gargarizans (Asiatic toad) is the source of this 2240-nucleotide messenger RNA. RefSeq names its product elongin-A-like. Bases 1 to 2166 code for a protein of 721 amino acids. Gene Ontology annotation, biological process: transcription elongation by RNA polymerase II. The record is from RefSeq and is a predicted model, not a curated record. Lineage: Eukaryota; Metazoa; Chordata; Amphibia; Anura; Bufonidae. Gene Ontology annotation, cellular component: nucleus; elongin complex. The transcript is spliced from 14 exons.